AUGGGGACUGACAGUGAAAACCCAAUCCUGAGGAACGUGCUCAUCAGCUUCAACUUGCUUCUGCUGAGCACUGUUCUCAAGCCUUUUGAGUGUCAUCUGGAGGUGACAACAGAGCCAGCUGAGAGGCCAGUAGUGGAUGAGGAGGGUGGCCUUGCCAACUGCAGCCCACCUAUCAAAGAGCAGCCCAUGGUCUUUCACCACAUCUACAACAUCAACAUCCCCCUGGACAGCUGCUGCUCAUCUGUGUUCAAGUCUUCAGCCGAGGAGGUGAGUUCAGAAGACGACCGUCUGGCAGAGUACGCAGAGCAGACCUCCGACAGCGAGAACCAGGUCACCUUCACCCACAGGAUAAACUUGCCCAAGCAGGCCUGCAAGUGCUCCACUUCCCUCCCGUCCCUGCAGGAGCUGCUGAGCAGGAUUGAGAUGCUGGAGAGAGAGGUCUCCAUGCUCCGGGACCAAUGCAACUCCAAUUGCUGCCAAGAAAAUGCAGCCACAGGGCAGCUGGAUUACACCCCGCAGUGCAGUGGUCACGGGAACUUCAGCCUGGAGUCGUGCAGCUGCGUGUGCAUGGAGGGCUGGGCGGGCAGCAACUGCUCUGAGCCCCGCUGCCCCCGGGGCUGCUCCAGCCGAGGCAUCUGUCUGGAGGGCCAGUGCAUCUGCGACAACGACUAUGGGGGCGAGGACUGCUCACAGCUCCGCUGCCCGGCUGGCUGCGGCUCCCGUGGGCUCUGUGUGGACGGCGAGUGCAUCUGUGAGGAAGGUUUCACCGGGGAGGACUGCUCCCAGCUGCGGUGCCCCCGCGACUGCUCAGGGAAGGGCCAUUGCAUCAACGGCACGUGUGUCUGCCAGGAGGGCUACGCUGGGGAGGACUGCGGGUGGCUGCACUGCCCCAAUGCCUGCAGUGGCCGCGGGGUCUGCCAGGAUGGCCUCUGCAUCUGCGAGGAAGGCUACGAAGGGCAGGACUGCUCAUCAGUGGCUCCUCCUGAAAACCUGCGAGUGACAGGGAUCAGCGACAGCUCCAUCCAGCUGACAUGGGACAGCACUGGGGCAGCCACCGAAUACAUCAUCUCAUACCAGCCAGCAGGGCUGGCAGGCACCCAGCUCCAGCAGCGGGUGCCUGGGGGGUGGAGCAGUAUCACCAUUAUGGAGCUGGAACCAGGUGUUGCCUACAAUGUUAGCAUCUAUGCGGUCAUCAGUGAUGUUUUGAGCAUCCCUGUUACCUCCAAGGUGAUGACCAACCUCGCCACACCACAGGGGCUGAAGUUCAAGACCAUCACAGAGACGACGGUGGAGGUGCAGUGGGAGCCCUUCUCCUUUCCCUUCGACGGCUGGGAGAUCAGCUUCAUCCCCAAGAAUAAUGAGGGAGGUGUGAUCGCCCAGCUCCCCAGCACCGUCACCACCUUCAACCAGACUGGGCUGAAGCCUGGGGAAGAGUACACUGUCACCGUGGUGGCCCUGAAGGAACAAGCCAGGAGCCCUCCCACCUCCGACAGCGUCUCAACCCUCAUCGAUGGCCCAACGCAGAUCCUGGUGCGGGACGUCUCCGACACAGUGGCCUUCGUUGAGUGGACGCCGCCACGUGCCAAAGUGGACGCCAUCCUGCUGAAGUACGGGCUGGCGGACGGGGAGGGCGGGAGGACCACCUUCCGCCUGCAACCCCCCCUCAGCCAGUACUCCCUGCAGGCCCUGCGCCCUGGCGCCUGCUACCACCUUUCCGUCAGUGCCCUCCGGGGUGACAACGAGAGCCGGCCAGCCCUUGCUCAGUUCACCACAGAGAUUGAUGCCCCCAAGAACCUGCGGGUGGGCUCACGGACACCUGCCAGCCUCGAGCUCGCCUGGGACAACAGCGAGGCUGAGGCACACAGCUACAGGGUGGUCUACAGCACCCUGGCUGGGGAACACUACCAUGAAGUCCUGGUGCCGCGCGACACUGGUCCCACCACCCGGGCCACCCUUGCAGAUCUGGUGCCAGGGACGGAGUACGGCAUUGGAAUUUCAGCCGUGAUGGACAACCAGCAGAGUGUGCCAGCAACCAUGAAUGCCAGAACUGAGCUUGAUAGCCCACGGGAUCUCCUGGUGACAGCCUCAACAGAGACAUCCAUCUCACUGGCCUGGACGAAAGCCACAGGUCCCAUCGACCACUACCGUGUCACCUUCACCCCUGCCUCAGGGAUGGCCUCCGAAGUGACAGUGCCUCGGGACAAGUCACAGCUCACCCUUUCAGAGCUGGAGCCUGGGACAGAGUACACCAUCUCCAUCAUCGCCGAGAGAGGACGCCAGCAGAGUCUGGAGGCCACUGUGGAUGCCUUCACAGGGGUUCGGCCCAUUACACAGCUCCACUUCUCCCAGCUGACAUCCUCCAGUGUGAAUGUCACAUGGAGUGACCCAUCCCCACCAGCAGACCGCCUCAUCCUCACCUACAGCCCUCAGGAUGAAGAGAAGGCACAACAGAUCACACUUGAUGGCACUCACAGGCAUGCCAGCCUGACGGGCUUGCAGCCAUCCACCGAGUACCUGGUGUCACUGGUGGCCAUGCAUGGUGCCAUCAGCUCUGAGCCUGUCGUGGGCUCCAUCACAACAGGGAUCGAUGCGCCAAAGGACCUCAGGGUGGGCAAUGUCACCCAGGAGUCCAUGAUGGUCUACUGGAGCCCUCCCAUUGCUGCCUUUGACCACUAUAGAAUAUCCUACCGUGCUGUUGAAGGGAGGACAGACAGCAUCGCCAUUGCCAGAGAUGUCACUGAGUACACCCUCCACCACCUGCAGCCUGCCACCAAGUACGAGAUUGGGGUGAAGAGCAUGCGGGGCCGGGAGGAGAGUGAGGUGGCCUCCAUUAUCGUGCACACAGCCAUGGAUGCCCCCUUGGGGGUCACAGCCACCAACAUCACCCCCACCGAGGCACUGCUGCAGUGGAACCCGCCACUGUCCGAGGUGGAGAGCUACAUCCUCGUCCUCACCCGCCGUGCAGUUUCAGGAGAAACAAUUCUAGUGGAUGGAGUCCAUCAGGAGUAUCAGCUGACAAAUCUCCUGCCCAGUACCACCUACACAGUCUCUAUGUAUGCGACCAAUGGACCUCUCACCAGCCAGACCAUUAGCACCAACUUCACAACUCUUUUGGAUCCUCCAACAAAUCUGACCGCCAGUGAAGUCACUCGACGGAGUGCCCUGCUCUCCUGGGUGCCUCCCGUGGGAGAGAUCGAGAACUAUGUCAUGACCUACAGAUCCACCGAUGGCAGCCGGAAGGAGCUGAUUGUGGAUGCUGAGGACACAUGGAUCCGCCUGGAGGGGCUUUCUGAGACCACAGAGUACACAGUGCGCCUGCAAGCAGCCCAAAAUGCCAUGCGGAGUGGCUUCAUAUCCACCACCUUCACCACAGGUGGCCGUGUCUUUGCUAACCCUCAGGACUGCGCUCAGCACCUGAUGAAUGGAGACACGCUGAGUGGCAUCUACACCAUCUCCAUCAACGGGGACCUCAGCCAGCGGGUGCAGGUCUACUGUGACAUGACCACCGACGGAGGCGGCUGGAUUGUCUUCCAGAGGCGGCAGAAUGGGCUGACUGAUUUCUUCCGGAAAUGGGCAGAAUACCAGGUUGGCUUUGGAAACUUGGAGGAUGAGUUUUGGCUCGGCUUGGACAAUAUCCACAAGGUCACAUCCCAAGGGCGCUAUGAGUUGCGAAUAGACAUGAGGGACGGCCAGGAAUCGGCAUAUGCCUACUAUGACAAGUUCUCCAUUGGUGACUCCCGGAGCCUGUACAAGCUGCGAAUAGGGGACUACAAUGGCACUUCGGGGGACUCCCUCAGCUAUCACCAGGGCCGCCCCUUCUCCACCAAGGACAGGGACAACGAUGUCGCUGUGACCAACUGCGCCAUGUCCUACAAAGGGGCCUGGUGGUAUAAGAACUGUCACCGCACCAACCUCAACGGCAAGUACGGAGAGUCCCGGCACAGUCAGGGGAUUAACUGGUACCAUUGGAAAGGCCAUGAGUUCUCCAUCCCCUUCGUGGAAAUGAAGAUGAGACCUUAUAACCACCGUAACAUCUCUGGGAGGAAGAGACGGUCCCUACAGCUCUGAGCCAGCUGAACUCCCUCCCACUUCCCACCACCUGACCUUUUCUGUCAUUUGUUUGUAUUUUAUAAUAUGAAAAGGGAAAAAAAAAUUACUACUCGUCUGAGAUAGCAACCUGCCCCUCACGAGUGCUGGAGGGAACUAUGGCACAAGCAAAGGUCAUGGGAAAGGAAAGACCUCGCUUCUUUGCAUCUGUCCCAGAGAAAUACCAAAUUUCCAGUCUCCCUACCCCAGUAUUCUGGCCCUUAACACGAGAAGAAAGAGAGAGAGACAGACAGAUUUUUGAUAUUUUUUUAAAAGACUUAGCAGUCCCCCAGUAUACCCUGUUAGAAACAUUUGUCAUGGGGCUCAUGGCAAAAACUUCCCCCACAGGGACUUCAGUGCAUUCAUUUCUACCCCAGUCAUGGACACUCAUCCUCUCCCUGCCUCCCUUUCCCCUCUUGGCAGGGAGGUCCCAAGCUUCAUGGCUUCCAUAGACACCAACUCCUUCCGCAGGCAGAGGCCUGUCUCUCCUUCUGGCUAAGGGCACAUAGCCUGGUCAUCCCUCCCUUGCAUGCAGGCACUUUAUGCAUAGAGACAACGCAAGGAUGAGAAAACACAAGUCUUAUCCCAUCUCCAGUUUGCACAGAUCACACCAGGAGGGCUUGGUGAAUAUCUGCAUGUGUGGGCAAACUCUAAAGAACUCAUAGCUCACGUGUUGACACCACCACAGCCAAAGUCAUCCUCAUGUACAUGGGGUGCAGUGGAACAAGAGCUGCUCCACCAGCCUCAACCUGCAUCAUCUUCUCCUCUGAGCUGAACUCAUCCCACUUCAGGUGCAUGACAUCUUCCUGGGUUAUGCUGAGCUUGAUGGAGGAAAAAGGAUUCAAAUUAGAGGACUUGGGAGAAAAAUCACUACUUGUGGUCUUGAAGUCUAGAGACCAUUUCCUCUGCUAUUUCCAAAUUCCACAAUUCUGUCUCUCACAGAGGUCAUUGGUCCUAAACUAAAGAAUCUCAGAGAAGGAUCAGCAACCAAAAGAGCUAUCACACAACUCCAGCCCAGACAGCAGCUGGCACAGCCCAGAUGCUCUUGUUCAGGGACCUCCACAUACACAGGGAAGGAUAAGGAUGCAGCCAAGAGAAGACAAGUGCAAGCUGAGAAACUCCCAUUCCCUUCCUUGUCCUACACCAUCUCUCUUUGCCACCGUCACAAAAGGGACUCAAAUCUCAGCGCCUUGGUAUCACCGUCUCUCUAACAGAAAAUGAACUGUUUCCCGUCCUGGAAGGAAGGCUUAGUCCAUUCAUAUUUUGGAGCACAUCAAGACUCCUGGAAGAAUAGAUGAGUUCACUCUUCCCAUCUUUAACGUCUUUUAUCUUAAGGGUGAUGGACCCUUCAGAUAGCUCUGGCUGCUUUCUGUAGUCAUUGACACCACCUCCACGUAGCCCAAAUGACCACCAUGCUGGAGUCGCUCCUCUGCCAAGGGCUCUGAUCAAUGCUGGGUAUUGUCACUGGCUUGGUCUCAGAGAAGGGACUCAUCCCCACAUCCAAGGACAAUGCAGCUCAUCGCUGGGUUCACAGCCAAGGGAGCAUUACAAAUGCUAAACACUGCUUUUUGAUUUUAUCACACUGAAGCUGCUUUGUCUCAAGAAACAUCUUCCAGAUGGCAACAUAAAGGCAUCUUUGCAGUAGCUUAUAAUUCAGGCCAGUGUCUCUUUCACGGUCAUGCUCCUGCAUUUUCUGACAUUACUCACCAUGGCUGUAGAGAUGAAGAAGGGUAUUAAUUGGGAAAUGAAGCCUCCUUGUCCGUGCCACGUACUGGCACACAAAAUCAUAGCUAACCCCAAGGACAGGAUUAGAUAAAGGGUCCAGCCCUUCAAGUGGUCAGCUUACAAGCUGCAGACCAACCUGGAGGAAGGAUGCUGUAGUUCAUCAAUAUCUCGUAGGUAAAUGAGGCACCUCUUCUUACUUACCAUCAGGAUUAAAUCAGACAACAAGUCAACUUGAGGAACAGGUCAGUCAGGCUACAGGUGAUGGGAUCUCUUGUAGGACAUGGUCAUUAUCACAGAUGGCAGCAUGUCAUACCUUCCAAGCAACCUGCCCUGUUUUAGGUCCCAAAAGACAACAAGAAGCAGCAGAUAGAACUGAUUAAAACCUAAGAAGCCUCCUAGUAGACCAGCAGAGUAAUAUGUUUUCCCAUUAUCACCAAGAGUUUAUAGGCAACAAGGGUCCUAACAAAAGCACUAUAGUGCUGGGGUUAUAAGUAGGAGCAAAUUGGCGGUGGAUGGCAUUAUCACCUGUCCUGGAUGGUGCUGUUUAUCUACCCAGGUGAAAGGAAGAGACAUCAGUGGAAACAAGGGAGCUCAUCAUUCACAAUCAAGUGGAAGGCGAGAAGCUCCUCUUUUCAAAGGUAAAAUCAAACAGAAAAUCAACACACGCCAAGUUUUUCCAGGAGAUUCAAAAGAAAAUCCUCAAAAAGUUUGAUUAUUCUCUAAAUAGAUUUUCUAAUGUAUGCCUCUCCCUCCUUGCUUAUGUCUGUCAUUCCUUUUAUAAGUCCUGUAACGAAGAUGAAAGGACCCUGUUGACUCAACUCCACCAUCAAUUCUGAAGGAUGACUCUGGAGAUAAUAUCUGACCUUCCAGUGCCGCUAUAUACCAAUGCUGUCCUUGAUCUCAAACACAGUGCCAAGGCAUUGCCUUUCCUUUACCUUGGUGAAAUGCAGUUACUAAAAACUUUUAAAGGAAAGACAUCUACAUGUGGUGGUUUUUCUCUCCUGGUGAUAACCUAACACAAGCCUCAGCAACAAUCAGCAGCAAUGACCUGGUCAUUUGGGCCACUGUCCCUUGUUCACAUUGUCCAUCUAUAAGAUGCAGUUUUCCAGAAAUUUAUUUUUCAUUGUUGCCUGAUGAAUUUUUCUGGGCAAAGAUCCUGCCAGUUGUUUUCAGCAAAUUUUUGCUUGAUACUGAUGAUACAGAACAGGCAGGUGAUUAAGUACAGUCUCUCUUUAGCCUCCAUCACUGGUUGGGCAAGCCCUUUUUCUGAAUUCAUUGUCCAACCAAAAGAAGUUUGGCCCUGUCGCCCAUCAGUGUAGCGUUGAGGUUGAAUGAAGUCUUGGCAACAGGCCUGAAAUUCCCAGAAACCUAGCUGGAUCCUGCACAGUGUUCAUCUUGAGGGACCUUAGCUCCAGCACAUGAAUCAUCACUGGGCUCUGGUGGCUCUUCUGCCACCCAGCUCAUAUGGCUCAGGCUUGCUGCAGCCCCUAAAGAAACCUUGAAGCUGUUAAUCAAAUCACACUAUCCACUGUGAGAUGACAACUCCCAUAACAUCAAACAAGAAGCAUGUCAUGUCCUUAACCCAGCAGAGCACCAUGACUGCCCAGGACCCCCACAGCCUUUUGAAGCCACCUCUUCUUUCUAACCCCCAAAUCCUGGAAGGAAACGCCAAGGGACUUUUUCAUCGCUCACACAGUUUUGAUUUCCCUGUUUCCAUUCCUGCCAGUCCUCCAAGCCCACCUUUCCACCACGCACUGCACUAAAAUGUAACCAAAGGAAAAAAAAAAAAAGGCCUGAAAAGGAAAAGCUGCUUUUAGUAAAGUGAUCCUUAAGACAGCAUUUAUAAAUUACUAAUAUGGGAAAAGAAAGAGGUCAGGCCUUCCCCAAAGGUAGCUGGGUUUUGCCAGAAGGAUGCUGGAAGAGUGUCAGAGCCACACAAAGGUUGGGAAGAAGCCUUUGCUUCUACCCAUCUUUGUAUUACUUUACCAUGGACAUCUCAAAGCAUAGCACCAGACUAAAUGCCCUCUUGCCCCAAGUUCCUACCUUCUUCCCAAAGUGAUGCUUACUCCAGCUGAAGUGUCAGGGUGUGGAAAUCACAGCUCAUGACACCUUUGUCCCCAGUGGUGCAGCAGGUGAGGGCUCAGGUAGUGGUGUUCCCACACUGGGGUGACCCUGUGCCCACAACAGACUUAGAGUGACCUGCCCAAAUACAGCAAGAGUCAGAGUACCCGCCCAGUGCAUCGUCUCCGUGCCAGCACAUGCCCUUUAUGUGGCAGACCCAGAGCCACACUCCUGGUGUGUCCCCACCAUCACACCCUGGGAUGACCACACACCCCCUGCCCUGUGCCCCCCAGCAACACCCACAAGCUUUGACCUUACCAGACACUGCCAGCAAAGAGGUCUCACCCCAAAAAACACUUCAAGUCAUGCUUACACCCACUAACAAAGGUCUCUGUCCCAAGGCCAAGCAAGAAGCCCAUCCCUGUUUCUGUCAACCAAGCACUCAGGAUGGUCAACAAACUCGACCAAGCCUCUUGAGGACCACCAGUACCCUCCAGGGUCACUUUCCCCCUUCCUUAAACCUGAUGGUGCCCAGAGCGUGGUGGCAGCUCAUUGCCCCUCCCAGGGGGGAGGUUUGCAGUAAGGGGGGAGGGAAACACUCUUUCCUAGGGAGAUGCUGAUGCCCAGAGCUGCCUUGGUACCCAGGCUGCAGCUCUCCAGGUGUCAGUGGUUUCUCAGAAGGAUGGUGACGCGAAGAUCAACAAAUGAGCAAGCAGCCCCCUCUGUACAGGUGUUACCCUGGAAUUGUGUUUAUUACUUUAAAAAAAUUAAAAACCUUAAAUAAGAAGAAAGAACGGAGGCAACGAAAUCCCUUGGACAAGUUCUGAUGAACUCAAACACAAAUCAACAAAACCAAAUGAGGGGGAAGAUAAAAGCAAAUAAAUGCAUAAAUAAAAUAAACAAUAUAAAUAAAUAAUAUAUUAAACAACCCUCCCCACCCUGUAAUGAAAACUUAGCUCAGAGAAUGGGAUCGACGCUUGUUAACCAUUGUUAACUAGUAUUUUUAGUCCUGACCGCUCUUAGGCUAUGUAUAGUUCCUUUUUUUAAUGCAUUUUCUAUACAUUAAUAAAAGAUACUGAACGAG
Molecule: messenger RNA, 8956 nt
Organism: Athene cunicularia (burrowing owl)
Lineage: Eukaryota; Metazoa; Chordata; Aves; Strigiformes; Strigidae
Gene: TNR
Product: tenascin R
Exons: 21
Coding region: 1-4068 (1355 amino acids)
Molecular function (GO): protein binding
Source: RefSeq, a predicted model, not a curated record